This is a messenger RNA of Aquila chrysaetos chrysaetos, 2676 nucleotides long. Its product is annotated as steroid 17-alpha-hydroxylase/17,20 lyase. Gene Ontology annotation, molecular function: heme binding; iron ion binding; steroid 17-alpha-monooxygenase activity. Gene Ontology annotation, biological process: progesterone metabolic process; hormone biosynthetic process. NCBI's taxonomy places the organism in Eukaryota, Metazoa, Chordata, Aves, Accipitriformes, Accipitridae. The transcript is spliced from 7 exons. Bases 779 to 2560 code for a protein of 593 amino acids. The record is from RefSeq and is a predicted model, not a curated record.
GGCCUCCGCCGGGACACCUCAGACUCGGACAUCGCCCCGGGCAGGGACACCCCGAGGCUGCCCAGCGCUGACCGGUGCUGCCCGAGGCUGCCCAGGGCUGAUCAGCACUGCCCAGCGCUUGCCCAGGACUGCCCAGUGCUGCCCGGGGCUGCCCAGUGCUCGCCAGGGCUGCCCAGCACUGACCAGGGCUGACGAUCGGGGCUGACCAGGGCCUCUCAGCAUUCCAAGGCUGCCCGGUGCUUGCCCAGCGCUGCCCAGUGCUGACCAGGGCCUCUCAGCAUUCCCAGGGCUGCCCAGUGCUUGCCCAGGGCUUCUCAGCACUCCCCCGUGCUUGCCCAGUGCUGCCCAGUGCCCCCAUCCCCUCCCGGGCACGUCGAGGGGCUCCCAGGCUGGGGACAGACCCCAAUGCCCCAUCGGUCCGCAGCUGCGCUUGUGGCACCCAGGGGAGACCCCGAGGGCUCAGCUACCCCGGCACCCCUCACCCACCACAGGGCCCUGGGGACAGACCCCCCCCCCGGGACGGAUCCGGCCCUGGGCGUCCCCUGGCCCGCAGCCCACCGGACACGGCUCCCCCACGGCCACCCGGUGCGGCCAUGGCCCCGCUGCCCUUGCUCCCCGCCGGGUGACCAGCUGCAGAGCUGGCCGUGGGCCCAGCGCCCGGUUCCCCCUCUCCCCGUCCCCCCGAUAAGGAGGCGAGCCCGCCUCAGGGUCAAGGCGACGACUCCGCAGCCGGUAUAAAGGCUCCCCGCGCUGCCGCAGCCCCGCAGCCGGCCCCACCAUGCCGCUGCUGGGCACCCUGCUCCUGGUCCUGGCCCUGCUCUGCGCCUGGGGGCUGGCACGCCGGCGAGCCACCUUGGGGAUGGGGACAGGUUUGGGGCGACCGCGAAGCCUGCCGUCCCUGCCGCUGGUGGGGAGCCUGCUGCAGCUGGCCGGGCACCCCCAGCUCCACCUGCGGCUCUGGCGCCUGCAGGGCCGCUAUGGCAGCCUCUACGCCCUCUGGAUGGGCUCCCACUACGUGGUGGUGGUCAACAGCUACCAGCACGCCAGGGAGGUACUGCUGAAGAAGGGGAAGGCUUUCGCCGGACGGCCCCGCACCGUGACUACGGAUCUCCUGUCCCGGGGGGGCAAGGACAUCGCCUUUGCCAGCUACGGACCCCUCUGGAAGUUCCAGCGCAAGCUGGUGCAUGCUGCCCUCUCCAUGUUCGGGGAGGGCUCACUCGCCCUGGAGAGGAUCAUCUGCCGGGAGGCUGCGUCCCUGUGCGAGACACUCAGCGCUGCGCAGGAUACAGCCCUGGACGUGGCUCCCGAGCUCACACGGGCUGUCACCAAUGUAGUUUGCUCCCUCUGCUUCAACUCCUCAUACCGGCGCGGGGACCCCGAGUUCGAGGCCAUGCUGGAGUACAGCCAGGGUAUCGUGGAUACUGUGGCCAAGGAGAGCUUGGUGGACAUCUUCCCCUGGCUCCAGAUCUUCCCCAACAAGGACCUGGCCCUGCUGAAGAGAUGCCUCAAGGUCCGGGACCAGCUGCUCCAGCAGAAGUUCACCGAACACAAGGAAGCCUUCUGCAGGGACGCCGUGAGGGACCUCAUGGACGCCCUCCUGCAAGUAAGGUUCAGUGCUGAGAACAGCAGCCCCUCAGUGCCAGGGCUGGAGCUGACUGAUGACCACCUCCUCAUGACGGUAGGGGACAUCUUUGGGGCCGGCGUGGAGACUACCACAACUGUGCUCAAAUGGGCCGUGAUCUACCUUCUCCACUACCCCGAGGUAGGGUCUGUGCCCUGCAGUGGGGGGCCUGGGCUCCCUCCGGCACCAGGGACAUCGUGGGGGCUUUGGGGAAGGCAGGUGCCAAGAGAAAUGUCAGGCUUUGCAAAUAAGCAGGAUCAGGUUGUGGGCAUUUUGCUUCUGUCCUGCACAACCUGCCAGGACAUGCCGGUGAUGCUGGGUGUACCCCACCGCUACGGGGAGCCCCCACACACAGGGUAUGCCCUACUCUCACCCCAGCCCUUGCUCCCCUCCCAGGUCCAGAGGAAGAUCCAGGAGGAGAUAGACCAGAAGAUCGGCCUGGCGCGUCACCCCCACCUCAGCGACCGCCCGCUGCUGCCCUACCUGGAGGCCACCAUCAGCGAAGUGCUGCGCAUCCGGCCCGUGUCCCCUCUGCUCAUCCCGCACGUGUCCCUUGCUGACACCAGCAUCGGGGAAUACUCCAUCCCCAAGGGCGCCAGGGUCGUCAUCAACCUCUGGUCCGUGCACCACGAUGAGAAGGAGUGGGACAAGCCUGAGGAGUUCAACCCUGGGCGCUUCCUGGAUGAGCAUGGCCAGCACAUCCACUCGCCCUCACCCAGCUACCUGCCUUUCGGGGCGGGGAUCCGUGUCUGCCUGGGCGAAGUCCUGGCCAAGAUGGAGCUCUUCCUCUUCCUGGCCUGGGUACUGCAGAGGUUCACGCUUGAGUGCCCCCAAGACCAGCCCCUGCCCUCGCUGGAGGGCAAGUUUGGUGUCGUGCUGCAGGUGCAGAAGUUUCAGGUGAAGGCCAGGCUGAGGGACGCCUGGCGAGCGGCCUCGUGAUGGGGAUGAGCCCUAGAUCCCGGGCAGCGGUAGGAUGGGGUGGGACGGGACCAUCGAGGCUAUGCCCGUCUGCUGCAUGGAUGCGGGAUUGUCUGGAUAAAAUUGUUCCCAAUGCA